This is a messenger RNA of Morone saxatilis (striped sea-bass), 4979 nucleotides long. It is a transcript of the gene sytl5, whose product is annotated as synaptotagmin-like 5. Gene Ontology annotation, cellular component: exocytic vesicle; plasma membrane. The record is from RefSeq and is a predicted model, not a curated record. Gene Ontology annotation, biological process: intracellular protein transport; exocytosis. Bases 220 to 2409 code for a protein of 729 amino acids. Lineage: Eukaryota; Metazoa; Chordata; Actinopteri; Moronidae. The transcript is spliced from 16 exons. Gene Ontology annotation, molecular function: phospholipid binding; neurexin family protein binding; small GTPase binding.
AGUGGCCACCUCUUGUCAGCAUCCCCAACAGAAAAUUAACAGAAGAAACCCUGGAGGGAAGUUCAGACUAUGCCAGCGCUAAAAGAACAACACCUGAAUCAUUAGCACAACGUUACAGAAAGAGGAGCACUUUGCAACACAAUGUAGUUCUUUCUGACUUCCUCAAUGCAACAUCUUUGCUUGGCUGAUUUCAUUGGACGAGUGUAGACUGAAGCACCAAUGGAGCAAGUCGUGGACGAUCUGAACCUCUCCUUUCUGCUGGAACAUGAAAGAGAGAUGAUCCUAAAGGUGCUGCAGAAAGACGAGAAACUGAGGAAACGAGAGGAGAAGAGGAUACGGAAGCUGAAGAACGAGCUGCUGGAGAUCAAACGAAAAGGUUCCCGUCGCCCUCAAGAUGUGUCUGAGCGACAGUGCGCUCGCUGCAUGAAGACUUUGGGCCUGAUCUUCGACCGCGGAGAUCUUUGCGAGGACUGUCAGCUGCGCGUCUGCAAUGACUGCCGCGUCAAACAUCCCAACUCGCGCCAGUGGAAGUGUAACGUUUGUGCCAAGAUCUCGGAGCUGAAGGUUGUAACGGGAGAAUGGUUCCUAGAGGAGCGGUCCAAGCGCUUUGAGCAGGGAGUGCCGAGCAGUGACGUGAUCAAACAGACAAUCAUGAGUAGCCCUACCACCACAGACAAAAAAUCAACAGAAAAUGUUCCAGCCCCUCCUGAGCCAGAGAGAACCAACACCCCAAAACCCAACAGAAGUGCAAUAAGCAAUGUUAUAGACGGUGCCAGGAGGAAAGGGAGGAUGAAGAUGGAUAAAAAAGGUAGCCGACCAACCUUGAAGCCAGAGAACGGAGUGGACGGCACGAGUGCUAAAACAGUUCCAGAUGCAGAUGCUCAAAGUGUACGAAGUGUUCGCUCUGCUCCGAGUCCACGUUCAAACAGGGGCGGAGCCGUUGCCUUGGAGUCCUCAGGGAUGCCCACGGUCCCCAACAACCUGCGUUCCCAAACUCUGGAAAGACCCUCGGCUCUCAGCGACAACCGGAGGGUCAGGCCUGACGGAGCGGAGAGCGUUGCCAAUUUACACUCCAGCGACAAUGCGUCUGAGAAGAAAGCUGCCGGCCAUCACAGGUCGGAUUCGGGCACCCCGACCAUUUCCGUGUCCAGGGCCUCUGUAUCAUCAGAUCACAGUCGCUCAGAGAUGGACCUGUCAGCACCUGGUUCUGAACCCAGUGACGAUGCCCUCAGUCUCAGAAGCCGGUCGGUCCCCGGGCUCAAUGAAACAGAGUUUUCUGAUGGGGAUGCGGAGGAAGACAUCGAUGCCCUGAUGUCGGCCCACAGCAAGACUCCUAGUCGACGCCUCAGCAACGCAGUGUCUACGAGUAGUAUAAACAGCAUGAUGAGUAUGUACAGUGAGACUGGUGACUAUGGCAACGCCAGGGUGAGCGGCGAGAUCCUGCUGAACAUCAGCUACAGCUACAAAACUGGUGCUCUCAAUGUCCUGGUGAAAGAGUGUCACAACCUGGCAACAGGAGAUGAGAGGAGGCAACGCACUGACGCUUAUGUGAAGACUUACUUGCUGCCAGAUACAUCCCGACAGAGCAAGAGGAAGACGAGCAUCAAGGCCAACACCAUUAACCCUGUUUUCAAUGAAAAUCUGAGGUACGUAAUCAGCCACUCGCAGCUGGAGACACGAACCCUGCAGGUCUCUGUGUGGCAUCACGACCGGUUUGGACACAACAGCUUCCUGGGAGAGGUGGAGCUGACGUUUGACUCCUGGGAGUUUGAUUCCCAAAUAGAGGAGUGGUACGCUCUGCUGCCUAAGGUGGAGGGCAGUAUAGACUCGACAAUGCAGUAUAAAGGAGAACUGACUGUUGUGUUGAAGUACAUACCUGCAGAGAAGAACCUCACGCUGCCUCUGGAUCAAGUACAAGUGAAGAAAGGGUUCCUGAAAGGCAAGAAGACGAGCAGCUUCACUCUGCCUAAAGGGGGCAUGGUUGAGCUGCUAGUCAAAGGAGCCAAAAAUCUAACUGCAGUCAAGUCUGGAGGCACUUCUGAUCCUUUUGUGAAAGGAUACCUCCUCCCUGACACCAACAAAUCAACCAAGCACAAGACCGUGGUGGAGCGACGCACUGUGAACCCACAGUGGAACCACACCUUCACCUACUGCGGCCUGCAGCCCGGAGACCUCAACAACGUCUGCCUGGAGCUCACUGUGUGGGACAAAGAAGCCCUGGCCAGCAAUGUCUUCCUGGGAGGAGUCAGGCUCGGAGCUGGCACAGGCAAAAGCUAUGGGAACGAGGUAGACUGGAUGGACUCAUACGGGGAGGAACAGCGGCUGUGGCAACGCAUGAUUGAAAACCCAGAAGUCCCUCAUGAGUGUACUCUGAUGCUGCGAUCCAGCAUGCGCGGGUGCAACUCAUGAGCCCGGGCUGAAGCACAGAGAGGAUAAAAGAGAGCAACAGAGGGAGAGGAGAAAGAGAAAGAAGUGAUAUGAAGGCAUGAGGAGAGAGCUGGAGAAUUGGAACGGUCAAGAAAGAGAACAGAGACCGUCCUUCUCCCUACGUCUUUCCCCCCUGCAAUGCCCUGUUCAGAUCCGUUCACCUGUCCAGAACAGCCAGUCAUGCCUUACACACUCAUCCACAUGUGCCCCUCCACCUCUCCACCUGCCCUCCAAAGCAUCUAGUCUUGACCAAGCACUGCUUUUUACUGCUGUAUAUGAAAAACAUGUGUUGUAUGUAACUUACUGUCCUUACCGAAUAAGCACACUGUGUGACUCCCGAUGUGUUCAUCCUCGUCUCUGUGAUUGACGUACCAGAGUCGUAUCUGCAUGUAGUUACAGCUGACAGAGACCAUUUGUAAGGCAUUAGACGAGGCACUGAUCAAUAAUGUAUAGACUUAGACAUUCCCCCAUAUAAGCAGACUGCAUCCUGGUCUGAAGCACAUGAUGAUGCUGAGAUUUAUCCCCUUAGAAAACUGUUGUGUGCAGAGGUAGAAAGUGACUAGUUCUUGUAAACAGUCUUACUCAGUGGUUCUCUGUAAAAGUACAAUAGUAGCACUUUUAAAGACUUCUCAGGGUAGAAACUUUAUGAUCAAUGUGGAAGGAACAUCCUAUUUUAUUAUCAAUCACCAGUUCAUUUCCAGUGCUCUCCAAAGUAAUAAGCUUUUGUUCAGAUUGCUUUUUAAAAUAUUAUCUAAGUAUUCUCUUAUAAACCUACUCUUUUAUUCUUGCCUGUCACGCAGUAGCUGAACACAUCAAAAGUCUACUAUACUAAUACUGAUUUUAGAAUAUAGUCAAAAAACUAGGACUGCAACUAACUUUUUCAAAUACUUGGUUAAUUGUUUAUAAAAUGCCAAUUUUCUAGAGCUGUAGGACAUGUAUUCAGAUUUUAAAAGCUUGUGUGGUUCGACCAGCAGUCUAAAACACAUAAACAUUCAAUUUACAGUUAAAUAAAACAGCAAGAAACAGCAAAUGCUCACAUUUGAGGAGCUGGAACCAUCAAAUAUUGAAGCCACACUAGUGACUUCAUGGCAGCGUCUCCUACUUUCAUCCACACUGAAUAUCUCAAAGACUAUUGGAUGGAUUGUCGUGAAAAUUUGUUCCCAGAGGACAGAUAUUAAUGGUUCCAAGUCAAUGAAUGCAAAUGGCAGACCUACAUUUUCCUCUAGCACCACCAUGAGGUUUUGAACAACUAUUGGAUGAAUUGCUACGUACUUUCGGACACACGUUCACAUUCCCAUGAGAGUUAAUUGUAAUAACUUUAGUGAUUCGCUGAUGUUUCUUAACAACAUCUUUAGUGAAACGUCUUAUUUGCCUAAUACUUAGGUUUUACAAUGAAAAAGCAUCAGCAUGUUAGCAUUGUUUUUGUGAGAGUGUUAGCAUGCUGAAAUUAGCAAUUAGCUCAAAGCCUAGUUGUGCUUAAACCUACUACAAGGAGUUUUUAACUGGUUAUGAAACAGUCUAAUAAUUGAAUACUGAUGCCUCUAUAUGACAUACAUAAGCACAGGAGACCAUCCGUUUAGCCGAAGAUUGGCUAUUUCUUUGUAGUUAUUAAUUCCUGCUUCCAGGGCGGAUCCCCUCAAAAUCAAUGACACAAGUUGGUAGAAACAUUACCACUUUUGUUCACAGGGGCCGCCAGAAUCAACACAAAAAGAAAGUUCCUUGAAGGGGCUUUAAGUACAGUCACACAGAUCCACCAGCAUGGCUGUAGAGUCUUUUGUGUUGUUGCUCAAUGCAUGAGAACCAGUUAAUUGAAAGAAAAUAGUCUGCAGUUUAUUUUCUGUUGAUCGACUAAUUGAUUCUCAGCACAAGUACAAGUAGUUAGUUACUUUCCACCUCUGGUUGUCAGAAAAAAAAAAACCUAGACAGAAUACAAUUUAGAUUAGGUUCAAUGUAAAUUUACAUAGCACUGUAUCAGUGUGAUAAUAGGAACUGCAUGGUAUUAGAUAAAACAGAGGUAGAAGAACAAAGGGUUGUGUAAAGCACUGAUAAUGACUUUAAAUUCAGAAGAAGUGUGAUUUUAAGUGUGUUCCCAGGAACCCUGAGAUGGGGGCUGUGUGUUAUAGAGUGAGUCAGCACUGAGGCGAGCUGCCUUCAUCUCAGGGGGAGCCUAAUAAUGAGUCAGUGACAGUCACCUUGUCCCUGUCGCCCAGGGCUCUGCGAUCCACCAUCCUGUGAUGUAUCACACAAUUCACAAAAAACAUUCUCAAGUUAUAACCUCUUUUCAUGUGGAAUGCCAAUUUUGUCCGCUUGUCCUUGGCAAACCCUCUGCUCAGAGCUCUCAGAGCCAAACAGUUUUACACUGCACAAUUAUAGUAAUAACACAUGGUGUUCACUGUACAACAUACCUUAGAUCAGAGGCUCGUGCAAUACCUGAUUACUGAUGAAACUCUUGAUGUACAGCAUGUACUAUCUCUAUUGUGUGUGGUUUCCAAGCAUCAAACUCACUGUGUUCAAGCCUAUUUUGUCCCAAAUGUGUUACAGGAAUAUUUUGA